Molecule: messenger RNA, 426 nt
Organism: Desarmillaria tabescens
Lineage: Eukaryota; Fungi; Basidiomycota; Agaricomycetes; Agaricales; Physalacriaceae
Exons: 1
Coding region: 1-426 (141 amino acids)
Source: RefSeq, a predicted model, not a curated record
AUGCCGUCCUUCUUUGAGGCUGUUGGGUGUGCUGAUGACAGUCAAGUCGAGUUCCGAACCUCGGCUUACCUCGGCGGGGCACUGGCAGCAUAUUUUGGGAAAUGGUGGGGUGGCGAGUCGGCUGAUGUGGAUGAUGAUGAUGAACAUUUUGAGAAGGGACGCGUGAAAAAGGCGUGGUCGGGUAUUCUGGGUAUCUCCGCGGAUGGAUUACCUUGGGUGGGUAGUGUUCCCUUAAAGUGUCGGGCAGUCCGGGAGGGAGUGAGUGCAUUGCAGCGGGAUAUUCCAGGGAGGGAACGGUGCAACGCUUGGAUGAGUGGAAAGGCGUUGGCGUAUAUGGUACUUGGGCAGAGCGUUGUUUGGCUCCCAGCCCCAUUCCGUGUCACAGAGAAAAGGUGGAAAAGGGCGAACAUCGCAUCUUGGCUAUAA